AGCCUUGAAAUGGCGGUCCCGCAUUAACUUCGAAGGACAAAAACAGAAAAUAUGUUUAAAUUUAAAAAAGGGAAAAAAAAAAAAAAGAACCCUUUAGUAGGGUUUUAAGUCCGCUAAAAUAACUGUGAGAGAGGGAAUUUAGAAGUUAAUUUUUGGCGGAAAAGAUGGAGGAACCGCAAGAGGCAGGCGUAGGAGUUCCCUUUUCGUUCCCUCCUCAUCGCCGAUCGCAUCUCAGGAGUGUAACUUACCGUAAUCUUGUUCGACUCAUGUCCCUUUGUUACGGCGAUUCUCCACUAGCCACUGCCCCUCCCAUUAUUCCUCUUCCACAAACACCUGAUAAUGGUGGUAACCGAGGUGAACAAGGUGGAGAUGAUGUCAGGGAGCCUGGCGAGUCGAUUGUCUCAGAUAGUAGGGAGCCUGUAAAUAUGGUGGCUAAUGGAGGUUCUGAAGGUGCUGUUUUCCGGGACAAGGGCUUGAAUGACACACAAAUGGUAAUAGAUGAAAUUGAGCAGAUAAUGGGAAUGGACGAUGGUCAGGAUUUAUUUGAUCAAAAUGAUAUGAUGGUUAAUAGUAGCAUGAAAGGCAACGGUUUUCAGGAUGGAGAGAUUGGUCGGGAACAAAUGCUAAUUGCUGAUUUAGAAAAUAUCAUGAAAGGCAAUGAAGAUUGUCAUCAGAUUAGUAACUGCUCAGCCGCAACAUUGGGCGAGAAUCAGGGUGAUAAUUGUUCGGGCAUAUUGUUGAAUAAUCAAGAUAAACAUAAUGAUUGUCCACCUGUUGUUAUGGAAUCUGGAACAGUUGGUCAGACACAAGUAGACAUGGAAGGUGGUAAUCAAAAGAAUAUCGACCCCUUUGGAAUCUCUUCAAAUAAGAGUUUGGCAGUUGAAGUAUCAAAAUUGAGUGGGAAAGUCAAAGACCAAAGUUCAUCGUUGAAGACUAACUUGAUGCAUGAGAAAAAUGAAAUUCAGCAAAAAGAGAUGGAAUUGGAGAACAUAAUCCCCUCCAAUGAGGGAAUGUGUUCUCCUGGUCCAGUGGUUGAAAAAGGAGAACCUGAAGAGGGAGAAAUUUUUGGUGAGAGUCUGCUUGUGAAUGAGUCAAUUGAUAUACUCUUAGAUGAUGCAGUAGUAUCAGAAAAAAAGGUAGAUGAUGCUGUGGUAUCAGGAAAAAAGGUGGAAGAGACGCUAAUUUCUGGAGGCACCUUUGAUGACAAACACCCUUAUUGCAAUGAAGAAAGCACUGUUAAUGAUGGAACUUCUGAGUUUACUUUCGUUAAUACAAAUGUUGCUCCAAUUGCAAACAAAGUUACAACUGGGGAAUUUAAAGGAAGUGAGACAGGUCAGAUGGUGUAUGAACUAGGAAUGAUGCAAAGAAAGGAAUGUAGUGGAAAGAUUCAGAAGCAAAUUGGACACAAAAAUAAAGUCAUUGAAACUAAAUCGAAGAAGGAUGUUGGUCUCAGCAAUAAGAAAAGUCAAAUUCUGACUCCUGCACAGAAGAAAGAAAAGAAAAAGAAGAAUAAACGAAAGAAAAGAGCAGAGAAAAACCGGCAGCUUGGUGUUAAAAGGUUGAAAGUGCAGACAGUUCUGAAACCAAAAACUGUAACAUAUUGUCGCCAUUAUCUGAAAGGAAGGUGUCAUGAGGGUGAGAAGUGCAAAUUCUCACAUGAUACAGUACCUUUGACAAAAUCUCAGCCUUGCAGUCAUUUUGCACGUCAGUCAUGCAUGAAGGGAAACGAUUGUCCAUUUGAUCACCAGCUCUCCAAGUAUCCCUGUAUCAAUUAUACGACUAAAGGUUCCUGCAGCAGAGGUGAUGAUUGUUUGUUUUCACACAAGAAGCCACUGGAGGGAGAUGUUGCAUCUCUGUCCAUUGCUCCUGAUCUUCCACUGAAGUCAUCAUUGCAGAGUGAUUCUGAUAUAGGACUGAAUAUCAGCAGAGCUCCACCUAAGAAUGCUAAUGCCUUGUCCUAUUCUCUAGGAGGUUUUUCUGACAAAAGCAAAAAACAAAUUGUGGCAGAUUCUCUAUCUAAAACACCUAAUCUUGCUUGCAAAGUUGUAAACUCUCUUUUUGUUUCAAAAUCAUCCAUCGCUGAAUCAAUUCAACUUAAUCAAGGCAGCUUAUCUCAAAAGAUGAAUGAAAGUGGAAGAGUUGGAAGUCAAAGUAAUCAAAGGAUGUUAGGCGUACGUGGUCCUGCUACAAAGCCAUCUGUGGCAGAAUCAAGUAAAUUUAUCCAAGGUAGCUCAUCUCUGAAUAUGAAUGGAAGUGGCAGACUUGGGAUUCAGGGCCACCAAAGUGAAUCACACACAAUUCAGAAUGGGAAUGAUGGUCCAAAGAAAAAGCCAGAAAUGGUACCAAGGGGUAUAAAUUUUCUAUCGUUUGGAAAAUCAUCUUUAGAAGAUUCCACUAGGAAAGUUAGUUUGGCGAAUGGGGCAGAUGGAUAUAAGCAACAACCCAGUGAUAUUGAAGGUGGUGGAGGUAAAUUCAGCAGUCAGCUUACCCCAAAUACAUCGAGUACAGAUAAAAAGAAAACUCAUCCAGCAGUGGUGCCACCGGGAAUAAAUCUCACUCUGGGAAAACUGGUUAGCUCUGAAAGUAGUACAUCAUCUAGCUUGCCUUACUGUUCAGAUAAUGUUAACAAUGGAUCUCUUCCAAAGAUUAAUUAUACUGCUGGUGAACAGCGCAACUCAAGUGCAAUGUCAUAUAAGUUGCCGGUUUCUCCACAAACUUCAGGUCAAUCCUCAGAGUGGUUAGCACAUAAAAGCACGCCGAAUUCUGCUCGGGAAGCACUCAUUUCUACUCUGGCAGUGGCAAAAAAGUUUGAUGAUGUCAAGGGUAAAUCUGUUCAUGGAAGUCAACAGUUGUCUGACAAACAAUAUGACUCCAAUGCAAACCCAUGGAAGAUGCCAGCUUCCCUGCUCACUACAGGUCAAUCAUCAGAGAAUAUAACACCUAAAAGCACACCAAAUUCAUCUCAGAAGGCACUGAUGUCUACUCUAGCAUUUGCAACAAUGUUUGAGUUUGGAAUGAAGAAAAAUCAGUCUGCUAUUAGAACUGCAGUUAAUAGUGAAACAGGGGAUAGCAGAACAGGUGAAGGAACAAAAACUGACAGCAAAAACUUCGAAGCUUUUGGACAUUUUGUCUAGUGUUGGCAGCAAAAUAAAGUAGAAAUGAAUACCAACUUUAUAAUGGUUAAUAUCGCAGAAGCAUUUGAUUUGAAAACGGGUUUUGAUUUUGGGGUUUGGGGUGGGCAGGAUAUUGCACAAGUGAAUGAGAAUUGAUUAAAGCUGUAAAGAGGCAUUUAGGGUUAGUGCCAUCUGUAUAUCUGUUAUUAUAGACAUUCAUUUCAGUUUUUAAUUGACAGGGUUGAGGCCAACUGUUGAGCAUACAUAAUUCAUGGCAUAGGCAGGUUGUCAUCGCCCUGGCUUUACCAAUUGACGGAGGUGAAAUCCUUUAUUUUCCCAAGAAAUUCAUGAGUCGACAUCUUCUCACUCCAUAUUAUAAAAUCAGGCUAGUAGUAAUGUUGUCAUAUCCAGUUAUCCAACGAGUUUAAAUCCAGCAUGGAGCAGCCUUCAAGAAUCUCAAGUUUUGAGCAAAAUAUCUGCGGCUGCAGACUUGCAGUAGGGUUUCUCUUAUCAGUGAUCAUUCAUUUUAAAUCUCCCCGCCAUUACUUUUUCAUGAGAAGGAGUGAUAUUCUCCUUUUUAGUGUGAUUUUUAUGUUUGGCUUUAAGCUAGUGGUGUGCAGCCCUCAAGACCUUUACAUUUUCCGACUACUGGCUUCAACCAAAAGAAGCAUAGUUGAUGAGCUUGUGAGUGCAGAUCUCUUUACAAAUUUUUCCGGCUAAAUUUAGUUUUGGAUUCGAUGAAAAUGGAAACGUUAGCAUGUUGUUGUUGUCUCUGGUUCAGGAACCGAAAUUUAAAGUUGGUCUCUGCCACUUCGUAAUUACUUAGUUUUGAAAUGAUUCUAAAUAUUGGUGUAUACAGGAAUCUACCAUGGGGUAACCCAUGGGUCAGAAAAGGUGAAAUCUAGACUCGGCCGGGCCGAGCUUGGAAUAGAUUUGAGUCCAGUUUGGACUAUUGUUUAAUGAAUACAAAUAUUUUUUAUCAAUAA
Molecule: messenger RNA, 4099 nt
Organism: Gossypium arboreum
Lineage: Eukaryota; Viridiplantae; Streptophyta; Magnoliopsida; Malvales; Malvaceae
Exons: 7
Coding region: 165-3134 (989 amino acids)
Biological process (GO): negative regulation of DNA-templated transcription
Cellular component (GO): nucleus
Molecular function (GO): RNA binding; metal ion binding
Source: RefSeq, a predicted model, not a curated record